Racocetra persica is the source of this 128-nucleotide messenger RNA. The record is from the annotation of a GenBank genome assembly. Lineage: Eukaryota; Fungi; Glomeromycota; Glomeromycetes; Diversisporales; Gigasporaceae.
GCGGUUGUGGUUCAAUGUAUGCAAUAGAAAUUUCUUCUUCGGUGUUUAAAGGCUUACCAAUGAUAAAACAACAUAGAAUGGUAAAUGAAUUAUUAGAAGAUGAUAUUAAAAAAAUGCAUGGAAUUAGG